AUGAAUAUUACAAGUAUUCACUCGGUUUCUGUUCUGGGAAGCAAAUACGGCAGUAUCAAUCAGUCGUCUAUCCAAAUGUUCGAUGAUCGCGCAAUGCGAAUCGAAAUCACGGAGUUCAUUCGGCAAGUUAAUUAUUGGCUAAUGAUCAUCGAAAUGAUCAUGGUCAUCUGUGGCAUAUUCGGAAAUGGUAUGGCAUUAAUCGUCAUCAAUCGUCGUUCGUUACGUGACACAUCAUCCAGUGUUUUCAUAACCUAUUUAGCGAUAUUCGAUUCAUCUGUUCUAAUUGUCCAUAUUACAAGUUUAAUCACAUUGCAUUCGAUUCAGUCGUAUAUUCUACACUGUUUCUUCACGUUUCUCACCGAUUUCGUGACAUUUUCGAGCGUUUGGAUUAUGGUAGUAAUGACAAUCGAGCGUUGCAUCGCUGUCCAUUCACCAUUUUUAGCUAAACGUUUUUGUACAGUACAACGUGCGCGGUACUCGAUCUAUCUUCUUCUUGUUUUCGCAUUGGUUGUCUUUUCGAUAACUUAUCCAGUGAUUUAUACAAUCGAUGAAGUACAGAAUAAAUGCGGCGUUCGAGAACAGUAUCAAACGAUCAUUCGGAUUAUUAAACCAACAGUAUUUUAUUUUAUACCUGAUCUGAUCUUGCUGGUCAAUUUAUUUAUUAUCUAUGAAUUAUUCAUCGCUCGACGACAUCGAACGCAAACAUUGAUCAACCCAGAAAAUGCCAUACACCAAAUCAAUGCAGCUUCAUUUAAUCGCAAACAACAGCAGCUGACAAUUAUGUUAGUAACAGUGUCAUUAAGUUUCUAUCUAUUCACCACACCAGCUAUAAUCGAUUAUAUUCGACAACGGAAUCCUCCUAAUUAUCGUGACGUUAAACGAUUGAAAAUGAGAUUCUUACGAACAAAUUUGACUGUUCUUUGGCUGCAGAUGAGCUCAGCGACAAACUUCCUAUUCUACUGUUUGUCAGGUUCGAAAUUUCGUGCCACGUGCGUUGAGACACUCGACGACGUCUAUUAUUACAUUCGUACAAAAUUUGAUGAAGAUUAUCAACGAAAACGCCCACCGAACCGUAUGCGUACGAGUUCGAAUUUCGGUUUGGAGAUGCGGAAUGGGAUUUAUUAUGAUCGUCGAGACACACGCCGGUCAACAUCGAUUCAACAGACUUUUACCUAUCCGUUGAGCGCUUCAUCAAAACGAGCUAGUUGCGAUACGAUGGCCGGUUCGCAAUUGAACAGUCGACGCACGUCGAAAUGUGUGAUUAAUGUGCAAGAAACAUAA
This is a messenger RNA of Adineta ricciae, 1281 nucleotides long. The record is from the annotation of a GenBank genome assembly. Lineage: Eukaryota; Metazoa; Rotifera; Eurotatoria; Adinetida; Adinetidae.